Molecule: messenger RNA, 1879 nt
Organism: Topomyia yanbarensis
Lineage: Eukaryota; Metazoa; Arthropoda; Insecta; Diptera; Culicidae
Product: zinc finger protein 491-like
Exons: 5
Coding region: 43-1806 (587 amino acids)
Biological process (GO): regulation of transcription by RNA polymerase II
Cellular component (GO): nucleus
Molecular function (GO): DNA-binding transcription activator activity, RNA polymerase II-specific; zinc ion binding; RNA polymerase II cis-regulatory region sequence-specific DNA binding
Source: RefSeq, a predicted model, not a curated record
UAAACCUUUUGCUGCAGGGGCGUUUAAGAAAAAAUAAAAGUAAUGGAAACGUCAAAAGCUACCAAAACAGCAUCUUUUCAACAUCCAAGUGACGCCUUCUGGGAUUUUAGAUUUUAUUCUGCUGCAAAAUCGCAAAAUUCAUUGCAUAAACCAAUGGACAUAGUUCCGGAGAGUUGCCGGCUAUGCCUGUCGGCUAAUUCACCAACAUUUCCCAUCUACGAACGGUUGAGUUUAGCUGAAAUUGUCGAGCUUCUGCAGGAUCUUCUUGGUAUUCAGAUAAGCAACUCAGAAGACUACACUAAUGUGUGCAACGAAUGUGCGAUGAAAGCUAAACUAAUGUACAACAUUUCCUCUGAAUUUCGAAAUUCGGAUAAAUUGUUCCGUUCCUUUCUGGAGCUAAAGCGAUCAUCGCAAGGAAUACCCCUUUUAGAUGAAACAAAAGAAGCAAUCGAGAUUGUAACUGUAUUGCCUAUAGAAGCAGUGGAUGAUGAGAUGGGUAUUGUUAUUUCAGAGGAACCAGUACAGGAAGAUGAACUCGAUAGAGGAACGCCAGAAGUACUCGAGUCGGAACUCGUCUAUUCUAGCAGUGGUGGAGAAAUAGAUGAAGAUCACGAGGAAGGUGAUAACUCCUUCCAGGAUCCCGACUAUUCAAGCGAUGAUGAAAAAUUAUCCAAUCUGAAAAUGCUCACAUGCUUUAUAUGCAAAGAAUUUACCGGCAUUGAGAAAUUGCUCAAUGUUCAUUUGAAGGAAAUGCACAGCACGUUGUCGCCCUACUAUUGUGACAGAUGUCUGAUAGGGAUGGAAGAUCUAUUGGCUAUCAACCAUCACUACCGAACGCACGAUUACCCCUUUGGUUGUCUUUUCUGUGAAUCUCUUUUCGGACAGGAAGAUGAUUUGUUGACGCAUCAAGAAUCUUGCCUCGGUUACAAGUGUCCGCAGUGUUCUAGUCAUUUCAAGUUCCUGCAUGAUUUGAAAGAGCACGAAUGCAAGGCUAGCAAAUCGUCACGGAUGUUUGGAAUCAAUACAAUGAUCGGUAGCCGUCGCAAUCAGGGUCGCUUUAUUCCACAGGCAUGUGGAAUGUGUAAUGAAGAUUUCGGUAAAAAUUGUCGCUUAGCGCAACACUUUGAACGUGAGCAUGGCAACUUUCAGCUACAGCUGUAUAGAUGCGAUAUUUGUCCGCGAAAAUUCACUGAUCUACUAGCAGCAAGAGUCCACCGGCUAGUUCACAAAAAGAGUAAUGAAAUGAAGCAACGGAAGAUUCCGGCAGUAGAGCGCAAUGAUUGUAUGAUUUGUUCGAGAGUAUUCAAAUUUAACAAGGAACUGUUGGCUCACGUUGAAUCAGAACAUGCCGACGCGGGUGUGGAAUUCCAUCAAUGUCUCAAAUGUGACAAAAAGUUCACCUCGGAGGCGAAGCUGCUCAAGCACGACUACAAUACACACCAGGGUAAACAGCCGCAAUUUUUCUGCUCCUUUUGUGGUCGAGUUUUCAACAAGAAGCUGGGACUGCGCGAUCACGAGAAUAUCCAUCGCGGAAUAAAGGAGUAUCACUGCCUAGACUGCAAUAAGGAUUUCACGUACAAAAGUACCUACGAUCGGCAUAUGCAGGUUGUUCACAGCGAUACGAAACAGUUCACCUGCGAAUACUGUCACAAGAGUUUCAAGCGGAAACCAACGCUCAAGGUUCAUUUAAGGCUGCACACCGGAGAAAAGCCGUACCAGUGUGAGUACUGUAGCCGGCGUUUUGUGGAUCCCAGUUCGUUUCACAAGCACAAACAGAAGGAACACGGAUGGAAAUCGAGCCAUUGAGAUUCAAAGGUAAGUUGUCAGUUGGAUUUUUGACUAGAACUAAAUAUAUGCUCGACAUUAUGCAUCACGUAAA